AUGCAAGUUAAGGCUGACCGUGAUGAGUCUUCUCCUUACGCUGCUAUGUUGGCUGCCCAACAAGUUGCUGCCAAGUGUAAGGAACUCGGUAUCAACGCUCUCCACAUUAAGCUCAGAGCUACUGGUGGUACCGGUACCAAGACUCCCGGCCCUGGUGGUCAAGCUGCCCUCCGUGCUCUUGCCCGUGCUGGUAUGAGAAUUGGUCGUAUUGAGGAUGUCACCCCCAUUCCCACUGACUCUACCCGUAGAAAGGGUGGUCGUCGUGGUCGUCGUCUCUAA
Messenger RNA from Mucor velutinosus, 279 nucleotides. RefSeq lists its product as uncharacterized. The record is from RefSeq and is a predicted model, not a curated record. Gene Ontology annotation, cellular component: cytosolic small ribosomal subunit; ribosome. Gene Ontology annotation, molecular function: structural constituent of ribosome. Gene Ontology annotation, biological process: ribosomal small subunit assembly; translation. Bases 1 to 279 code for a protein of 92 amino acids. The transcript has a single exon. Lineage: Eukaryota; Fungi; Mucoromycota; Mucoromycetes; Mucorales; Mucoraceae.